AUGAGAAUCAAAAAAGCAACAGCUCGUUAUGGUAAAUCUUACUUUCUAGCUGUCGUUAUUUUGUAUGUUCAGCUGGUAUCAUCACCACAGAAUGCUUCUGCUCUCGCUAGUUCUACUUCUAGUGAAGCAGAGGCUCUUCUGAAAUGGAAAGCCAGCUUUCCAAUCCGAAUCCACAAUAACCUGACCUCAUGGACUUACACUCCCAGUAAUUCCACCGGUCCAAAACCAAAAGGAUGCCCCUUCCAUCAUUGGACUGGAGUUUCAUGCAACAAUGCAGGAAGUGUCAACAGAAUAAACCUCACCAAUUCUGGUAUUCAAGGUACGCUGCAUGAGUUCCCAUUCCUCUCAUUACCUAAUCUUGAGUAUGUUGACCUUAGCUUCAAUACACUCUUUGACGUCAUCCCUCCACAAAUUGGUUCCCUCCCAAAGCUCAUCUAUCUUGAUCUGUCUUCUAAUCAAUUGUCUGGGAGAAUCCCACCAGAAAUUGGGCACCUAUCUAAUUUGGUCGAUCUUCAAAUCAAUACCAACUAUCUUUCUGGCCCCAUCCCUCCAACUCUUGGAAACUUAGAAGAGCUAGGUCUGUUGUACUUGAACAACAAUAAUCUUUCUGGCUCUAUCCCUCCAGAGAUUGGAAAUUUGAAGUCGCUAGUUGCAUUGUGCUUUCAAACAAACAAUCUUUCCGGCUCAAUCCCCACAUCUUUAGGUGAUCUAGCAAACCUUGCGUAUCUCUAUCUCUAUGAAAAUCAACUUUCUGGAACCAUUCCAAAAGAGUUGGGGAACUUGAAAUCUAUGGUAUAUCUGUCAUUGAGCACGAAUCAUCUAAAUGGUUCAAUUCCUCCAUCUCUAGGUGAUCUAACAAACAUGACCACUCUCUAUCUCUAUCACAAUAAACUUUCUGGCAUCAUUCCUAGAGAGAUAGGGAAACUUAUAUACCUUGAGGAUCUACAAUUGGACACAAAUCAACUUAGUGGUCCAAUUCCCACUUCAUUUGGUCAAUUGAGCAACUUGUACUCCUUAAUCCUCCGGGAUAACCAACUUUCUGGCUCCAUUCCUCAGGAGGUGGGGAAUUUACUGAAGUUGGUUGUACUGCAGUUGGAUACGAACCAAUUUUCUGGUCAUUUGCCCCAAAAUAUUUGUCGCGGUGGGUUUCUAGAAAAUCUUUCAGCACAGACCAACAAUUUUACUGGUCCACUCCCUAGAAGCUUGAAAAAAUGCAAGUGCUUAGUCAGAGUCCGCCUUGAAGAUAACCAUUUCACAGGUAAUAUAUCUAAGCAAUUUGGUGUCUAUCCAAAUCUUCAAUUCAUAGACCUAAGCCACAAUAAGCUAUACGGUGAAAUCUCACCUCGCUGGGGACAAUGUUCAAAGCUACAAACCCUACGAAUUGCAGGAAACAAGCUUACUGGUAGUAUACCACCUGAGAUUGGCAACGCAACCCAAAUUCAAAGACUUGAUCUUUCUUCAAAUGGUUUAGUCGGGGUGAUUCCUAAUGAGAUUGGGAAAUUGACUUCUUUGUUGAAUCUGAUGUUGAACGACAAUCAACUCUCAGGUGGUGUACCUUUGGAGUUCGAAGCAUUCACUGAUCUCUUAUCACUUGAUCUGUCCACCAACAAGUUCAAUAUGUCGAUUCCAAGCAUUUUGGGUGACUUGUUGCAGUUGACCUUCUUGAAUCUAAGCAACAACAAGUUCUGUCAAGAAAUUCCAUUUCAGUUGGGGAACUUAGUUCACCUCUCCCAACUAGAUUUAAGUCACAAUUCACUUGAGGGUAGGAUACCACAGCUCAGCAAACUCCAAAGCUUGGAGAAGCUGAAUCUUUCACACAAUAAUCUUUCUGGUCUCAUCCCCAAUUUUGAUCAGAUGAAUGCCCUGGAUUUCAUUGACAUGUCGUACAAUCAGUUGCAGGGUCCUGUCCCUAAUAACAAAGCAUUUCAACAUGCCCUCUUGGAAGGUAACAAAGGAUUGUGUGGCAAUGUCAGAGGACUUCAACCCUGCUUUAUUCCUACAGUGGGAAAUAAACAUUCUUCAACAAAGGAACGAAAGCUCAUGCUUUUGAUCAUUUCCCUUAUAUUGGGAGUAUUGCUCCUUGCUUCCCUUGGAAUUGUCCUUAUUAGACAAGGAAGAAGAAAAAGACAGGAAACAGAACAUGGUGAUAUGCAGAAUGAAGUUUUCUCAAUAUCCGACUUCGACGGCAAAAGAGUGUACGAGGAGAUCCUCAAGGCAACCAAUAGUUUUGAUGCCAGCCAUUGCAUCGGAAAAGGAGGAUCCGGAAGUGUCUACAAGGCAAAGCUACUAUCAGGAACCAUAGUUGCAGUGAAGAAACUCCACCCAAUACUUAGUAGUGAGGAGACAUCUCAUAAGGCAUUCCUUUCCGAGAUAAGGGCACUAAUGGAGAUAAGGCAUCGAAACAUUGUGAAACUUCGUGGUUUCUGUUCACAUUCACAUCACUCUUUUUUGGUCUAUGAGUACCUAGAAAAAGGUAGCUUGGCUGCAAUCUUGAGCAAAGAAUACGAAGCUGAAAAACUGGAGUGGAGCACAAGGGUGAGGAUUGUGAAAGGUGUAGCACAUGCCCUGUCUUAUAUGCAUCACGAUUGCUCUCCACCUAUUGUUCAUCGAGACGUAUCAAGCAACAACAUACUGCUGAAUUACGAAUAUGAGCCUGUUGUUUCAGACUUUGGCACCGCCAAGCUUCUAAAUCCAGACUCAUCGAAUUGGACUGCUCCAGCAGGCACAUAUGGAUACAUAGCACCAGAGUUAGCUUACACAAUGAAGGUAACCGAGAAAUGUGAUGUUUAUAGCUUUGGGGUGUUGGCACUGGAAGUGAUCAUGGGAAAGCAGCUGGCUGAGUUCCUCUCCUCCUUUUCGACCCCCACCGGCAAUGGAGAAAUGCAGCUGAAUGAUGUAUUGGACCAGCGCCUACCCGCUCCUACACCUAAUGUUCAGAAUGAACUGAUAACAAUUGCAAGGCUAGUAAUUGCAUGCAAACAUUCCCACCCACAAUCUAGGCCAACAAUGCAAAUGGUUUCCCAGGUGUUGUCAUCCCAAGGUGCAAAUUCCUCUAGACUACCAGAGAUUACUAUUGAACGACUCAUUACUUAAGAUCUUAAAUGUGUGAUCUACGAGUGUGGGCACAACAAUGACUUAGGAUUCAUAUGUACGUAUGAA
Fragaria vesca subsp. vesca is the source of this 3159-nucleotide messenger RNA. Its product is annotated as probable LRR receptor-like serine/threonine-protein kinase At4g08850-like. Gene Ontology annotation, biological process: protein phosphorylation; hormone-mediated signaling pathway. Gene Ontology annotation, molecular function: protein binding; ATP binding; protein kinase activity. The record is from RefSeq and is a predicted model, not a curated record. Lineage: Eukaryota; Viridiplantae; Streptophyta; Magnoliopsida; Rosales; Rosaceae. Gene Ontology annotation, cellular component: plasma membrane. The coding region runs from base 1 to 3093 and encodes 1030 amino acids. The transcript has 3 exons.